AUAGAUCGUUACACAAAAUAAACACUUCUCCUGAAUACCGAGUGACAAUUAAAAUGUGAACCGAAUCUAAUAUGUGACGCUAAGAGCUUGUCCAGUGUGAUUCUGUCAGUGUUGAUGCAGUAAAAAUGCCCUGUAAUGAAUUCCUGACAUGACAUUUUGUUCGUAAAACUUGCCUUAUGCCAAUUAUUACUGUGAUCACUUAGUCUGAAUGUUAUUUCCAGAUUGUCAUUGAAAGACAGUGAGAUAGGCAGACCCUCUCAGUAUAAGGAUGGGUGCUGAGAGCAGUGCCCUGCCAAGCUGUGUGCUGGAAGAGCCGCUGAUGACGCUGCCGUCUGGUCUUACCAUGUACUCCGCCCUCCUCCAGGAUGGCAAGCAUGCCUCCGUCUUUGUGCAUAAGCAAGACAAUGAAGAUAAAGUCAAUAAAGCUGCCAAGCACUUGAUGACAUUAAGGCAUCCAUGUCUUCUUCGCUUCCUGUCAUGCUCAGUGCAGGGUCACGGUAUACAUUUAGUGACAGAGCCAGUUGAACCAUUAAAACGGCUGCUUGACAAUCUUACUCCGGAGGAGAUCUGCGCAGGCCUCUACGACCUGCUGCAAGCGCUAGUUUUUCUACAUGAUAGGGGCAAAUCAAGUCACAACAAUGUGUGCAUAUCCUCAGUGUUUGUCAGUGAAGAUGGCCAUUGGAAGCUUGGGGGGAUGGAAACCGUCUGCAAGUUUUCAGAGGCAACACCAGAGUUUCUCAGAAGUAUCCAGAAUGUAAGGGAAAAUGGUGCCAUUCCUCCCGAGGAAAUGCUUGAAGGAUUCAAAGUUCUUCCCGACAAGCAUGCCCACUCCCGAGACGCUUUUUCAUUCGGGGUGAUGGUGGAGGCUUUUCUUCCACUCCUGACGGGACACGUCUCAGAUGAUUUGUUGGAGAGUCUAAAGAACAUGCUGCAGGCCAGCCUAUUGACCCCUGACCCCAUGUCUCGCCCAUCACUCAGCAUUUUGCUGACUCACACUUUCUUCAGAAAUGACUUCUUGGAUAUCAUGAAUUUUCUGAAGAGUUUGACUCUGAAAAAUGAGGAGGAGAAGAAUGAAUUCUUCAAGUUUCUCUUGGACCGAGUUCAGAACCUCCCAGAGAUGUUAAUUGCUACACGUCUGGCUCCUAAACUGCUCAAUUCUUUAGUGUUUGCUGAGCCCAUGGCUGUGAAAAGCUUUCUUCCUCACCUCCUACGGCCUAAGCAAGACUCGAGUGUGAGUGCUGGAGAGGAGUGUCUUCUGUCUUUGUCUUUGUAUCGGAGAUACGUGGUUCCUCAGCUCCUCAAGCUCUAUAGGAUGAAUGAGGAACACGUCAGGAUUGUGCUUCUCUCCCACAUUCACAUCUAUGCAGAGUUUUUUCCUCAUGAAGAACUCAAAAAACAGAUUCUUCCUCAGGUUUUGCUGGGAAUGAGGGAUACAAAUGACUCACUCGUCGCUCUGACACUACAGAGCUUGGCUGUGCUUGUCCCGUUGCUGGGUGCCCAAGUGGUUGUUGGUGGGGAGAGGACAAAAGUUUUUAAACGGACUACGCCAAACUUCCCCAAGUCCACAGAGGUCACCCCAGAGACAUCGCCUGUGCAUAUUGUUGGGCCAUUGCAUCCCUAUAUCUCACAACCACCAAAAGUUCUGAAUGUGUUCCCUAAGGGCUCAGAGGACAAAAAGGUUGUUACAGAAAAUGUGUACUCCUUCCAAGCAACUGAAAAAAACACUACCCAGCGCACCAUUGCAGAGAGAGCAGCAUUGAGCAGCGAGAUGUCAUUCCCUUUGAAUGGGUACAAAAUUGGCACACAGGCUGUGGACUGCAUGAAAAGUAACGGAGCGGUGAGAUCCGACGAAGACUGGCCUAACUGGAGUGACACAGAGGAGGCAGAGAAAGACAAGAGCCAAUCAGUCCAGAUCAGCAUUCGGUCGGCAGACAUCCCAGAUCAGAGCAACUCUGCUAUGCCAGCUGACAAUGAGGAUGAGAGCAAGGAACCCUGGGAUGAUUUCGAGGACUCAGAAGUGAGCUCAGGACAAUCACCUUCCACUGCUUUACCAGUCUUUGUACCAAAGACAUCAACAAAAAGCAGUGCGUCAUCUCCCCCGAAGCAAUCAAAAGCACUCAAACUGAACCUUAGUGUUAAAAGUGUUCCAGAUCAUAACCAUACCUCAUCAUGGGACACCAGCUGGGACCAGGGAACUGACACCCUCAAAACAAGCUUGGCAUUGGAGCCCAAGCCAAAAAGCACAAUCAAAAGCCCUGAAGCUGGAAGUCUCGGGGAGGAGUUCACAAUUGCGGUGAAGAAGAAGCCAGAGAAAGAUCCAGAACUAGAUUUUUUUGCAGACAUGGUCCCAGAUAUAAAGCUGUCUUCCUCAUCUUUUCUGCUCCCUGUGGAGAGCUCGGCUAGUGAACCCAUCACGGGACACACAACAUUAGACCCAUCGAUAGAUAGACUAAGCCUCACUGCCAAGUUUGCUGCAGCUGACUUGACUGAAACAGAGGCAGAAGGGUGGGGUGAUGACCUCAACUGGGAAGAUGAGAACACAUGGUGAUCAGCUUGGUCCUUUACACAAAGCCAUAUGAGAGAUUCCCAUACAAAAACAGUUACAUAUUCCAUCAUGACAUUGUCACUAAAGACCAACCUUGACCACAACUUGACAUAAAAAUGUAGUAAUUGAGAACUAUAAUUUAAGAGAGUAGUGUGUAUUUUCAGAUUCCCCCACCCAGUCCAAUAUGCUAAUCAUUCUAUUGUCACCAUAGAAAUUGUUUGGCUACUGAAAAAGGUUCUGUGCCGUUUAGUUUUUUCAAGAUAGCAUGACGGACCGAAAUAUGCCAAAUUCUAUUAGGAAUCCUUUAGUUAUGUUGCACAGAAAAGGGGUACAUAACGUGAAAAUCCAUUACUUCUAAUGUUGGUUUUAUUUGUGCCAUACAGCUUUUUUUUAUGUUCGAUGAGCCUUAGAGGACAGACAGCCUCAACUUGAGAAAAAAUAUAUAGACUCUAACUUGUUCACUAGAUUUGGGUGAGAGCCUGACAUAAUUUAUUUGUAUUAUCAGCUGCUGAUUAAAUAAAAUGGUUUUAUGGUAUUUGA
Rhinichthys klamathensis goyatoka is the source of this 3085-nucleotide messenger RNA. RefSeq names its product SCY1-like, kinase-like 3 (gene scyl3). Bases 269 to 2548 code for a protein of 759 amino acids. Gene Ontology annotation, molecular function: protein kinase activity; ATP binding. The transcript is spliced from 14 exons. The record is from RefSeq and is a predicted model, not a curated record. Gene Ontology annotation, biological process: protein phosphorylation. NCBI's taxonomy places the organism in Eukaryota, Metazoa, Chordata, Actinopteri, Cypriniformes, Leuciscidae.